Molecule: messenger RNA, 840 nt
Organism: Chenopodium quinoa (quinoa)
Lineage: Eukaryota; Viridiplantae; Streptophyta; Magnoliopsida; Caryophyllales; Amaranthaceae
Product: spidroin-1-like
Exons: 2
Coding region: 193-765 (190 amino acids)
Source: RefSeq, a predicted model, not a curated record
UAAACUUUGACAGCCACUUAAAAUUCGAGAUAAUUUAGGCUUGAGGAUUGUAUAUAUUAUUUAUUAGUCUUUGUUAAAAUUCCUGUUUUUUUUUUUUCUUAUUUGCAAUUUUCCCUAAAAAUUACCCGUUAGAUCGAAAAACUUCUCCACUCUAAACUUUGACCAAAAAAAAAAGAAAAAGAAAAACAGAAGAUGAGAAUCUUUGCGAUUAUUUUGGUUCUUCUUUUGCAGUUUCAGCUUCUCGUAAUUACUACCAACUGCUCCAGUCUAGAAAUACAGGAAGAACAUAACCACAUGAAGGUUGUGGAAAAUAAGCAGGUGUAUAUUGCAGCACUCCGUAAGAUUGGAGGUAGGGGAAUAACAGGUACUCACGCCAGUAGAGGUGGUCACGGUCUUGGCGAAGGAGCCUCAACAACUAAGGAUGAAGUUGCAACUGUAGGUGGACUCCGAAACAGUAAAUUUGUUGAUGUAGAUGUUGUGGCUGCAGGAGCUGGAAUCGCAGCUGCAGAAGAAGCUGCAAUCGCGGCUGGAGAAGGAGCUGCAGUCGCGGCUGCAGGAGAAGCUGCAGAAGGAGCUGCAGCCGCGGCUGCAGGAGAAGCUGCAGAAGGGGCUCAUACUGCUGCCAAUACGGCUGCUGCCACUGCGGCUGCUGCUACAGCUUCCGUGGCCAGUGAAGCAAGAUCAAUUAGUCCAAAUGCACCCUUUGGGCUCACUCUUUGUCUAGUUUUAGCAUCCAGUGGAUUAUUAUUGCUUCCUGAGUUUUAGAUUUAAGCCUAGCUACUAGCAUGUGCUGACUAAUAGUGAGUUAAUUUUAUAUUUUUUCCGUUGAUGGUUUUUCAA